Macrobrachium nipponense is the source of this 2188-nucleotide messenger RNA. RefSeq lists its product as uncharacterized. The record is from RefSeq and is a predicted model, not a curated record. The transcript is spliced from 5 exons. Lineage: Eukaryota; Metazoa; Arthropoda; Malacostraca; Decapoda; Palaemonidae. Bases 187 to 978 code for a protein of 263 amino acids.
CACGAGGCUGAAAGAACAGCGGGAACAACUCUCGUACUCUUCGUCCUCUUUUCAGUCGGUCUGUUUCACUUGAGCCGUUUGCAUCCUUCUCUUAUGGUGCUGAAGAAGCCAUCUUCAGAUUUCAGGAAGUCUUGCUUUGUGACCAACGCUUCUCGCCUCCUAUCAGUGCAGUAAGGAGUCCAGCAGAUGGAGGGGAAGCAGAAAUUCCAGCAGGAAAUCAUUCUGCUGGUGGUGGUGGUGAUGCUGACGUCAGAAGCCUUCCUGCUUUCUCCCGUUGCCGAAAUAGUUCAGCCCUCGGGUCAGCCCUUGGGUCAGCGAAACGUCUCCUUCUCUAACGAUACCUUGAUGGGCGCGUUCCUUACGGCUCCCAAUCUGACGUUUAGCCGUGAUAGUGCUACGCUUAUCAGAUUCGGAUUUGAUAACUGUAAAUGCCGAGCUGUCUGCUUCACCUUGGGCUCAGAGUGCAAAGCCUGGUCUUUCAUCGAAGGGGAGGGGGAGGCCUCGGAAUGCCGAACCAUCAACAGAGGUCCAGAGACAACCAACCUGAUCAACAUGACUAGUGCAACUUACUUCUUCAGAGACUCAAGUGUCGGAGGAUUUUACACUUGGGCACCGGACCACCUCCUUUACGUGGAGCUGGAGUACGUUUAUCGCUUUCAAGAUGCCAAAGAACGGUGUGCAAAGAUUCCAGGCCACAGGCUGACCAUCGCCCAUUCUAAUGAUACCUACGACUUCUUCAUUCACUACAAGUCACGCUACGACCGUACUUACUUCUGGGCAAACCUCAAAAAGACGGGCUCACGAGAAGCCCAGUGGGGAGACGGAACCAAUGUCACACAUCAGCCAAACUUUGUGGAUAUGAGUGGUGGAGACGUCGAGCAAUAUUUUGUUGGCAUCACCGGACAAUAUAUCUACGACAUUCCAGAUGAUGGUCGUGCAGUUCUUUGCCAAGCAAACCCUCUUGGAAUAGAGUGGUAAAGAAUACGACGAAACAAGUCUGGGUGAAUACAAGCAGAGAAGUUCUGAUCAAAUUGGAGGAUGAGGGAGGAGAUCUUCGCAUGAUAAAUGGGUCCUACCUCAGGAAACACGAAGCCAAUGGUCGAACAUCGGCUGUUGGUUGUACAAGAUGGACCUUUUACCUUAUGCACUGUUAUUAUGAGGUCGAUGUUACUUUAAAUUUGUUUAUGACUUUCAUUAGAUAGAGUGAAAAACUUGGCUAUUAUCCGAAGAUAGUAAUAAAACUAUAUUGUUAAUUUCGAGUUAACAUUGAUGUUCUUAUUCAUGUAUAGAAGAGUAUAAUUAAGCAAUUAUAUUCAGAACAUUUACAUUUCGCAACUGGGAAAACAUUUGCCUUUGGAACACUUCGGCAGACUCAGCUGUUUUGAGGUUAAAGGAAUAUUUUUAGCAUUCAGUUUGUCCAUUUAGGAAUAAUAGCGAACUCACCAAAAUACUUGAAUAUUAGACUCAAUUAUUCAUCAUGAGAGCACUAAAGCCACGAGAAUAUUACAUGGCGAGUCUGGUCUUCAUUAGACACUAAAGGUUUUCCCUUUCUCUCACUUUCUUGUUAUAAGACUCGUCCAGCACCAUAUUCUUUUUCCACUGACUUUGGAUGAGAAAGAGUGAGAAAAAGACGAGUCACUGAAAGACACUCACCUACAGCAUCUCCUCUGUAAAUGGGGAUAAAUAUUUGUCUUAGCUCGACUCGACCAAUGGAAAGAAAGGUAAUAAGGGAGACUAAAUUACAGGCACUAAUCUGGGGUUGGGGGGCAAAUGACCCUCUGCCCCAAAGAUCCACUGCAGGAAAAAGGACCCCACCAAAUCACGUAAAUGCGCUACAGAUAUUAUCACAAAUCCAUCUCGACUGAGAAGUCACAAGAGACGGACCUCACGGCUGUGAAAUAGUCGUCUCUGUUAGUAAGCAAGAGUCCAGAAGUCGACAUCAGGCCUCUCUUCCCCUGAAACAACGAACCAUACUUGCGGGUUCUUUUAGGACUCUUGCUGACACAAAUCCAGCCAAAUGAAAACCAGGACCCCAGCAAACCAACCGCAUUGGAUCAUCAUACUUGUAGACCCCUUAGAAAUGGGAAGAGUGCUUUCCGAAAGCAAACGAUUUUAUUGAAAAAAAAAAUUACUCUCUUUUUCUCUGUAACGUCUGAAAUAUAAAACGAAAGCCACAAAAAAAAAAAAA